AUGGCCACUUAUAUUCUCUGUCUGUCUCUGAUUCUGUUCAUCAACCAAGCUAUUCCUGCCAUGGCUGCUCAGGCCAAAGAGACUGAAAUUCCUUUGGGGGCCACAAUCAAUGCAGGCGGUGUGCAAAGUUGGGUCUCACCUCCGAGGCGCUUUGCUUUUGGCUUCUAUCCUGAUGAUGAGGGCUUCUCCAUCGGAGUCUGGCUUAUCAUCGGUGAAUCCAGAAGGAUUGUGUGGACUGCCAACCGGGAUGAUCCCCCUGUUUUUGGUGGCUCAGUUCAGUUAACUUAUGGUGGUCUUCAAUGGAUUCCAGCUAACGCUGGCAGCGAAGGGAAGUUCAUAUUCGCCACCUCUACUCAGCCUGCCUCUGCUGCGAUGACGGACAUUGGCAACUUUGUGUUGUACAACAGCCAAAAACAGGUCCUUUUGUCCACCUUUGGUUCUCCGACGGAUACCUUAUUACCAGGACAGAACCUACUUCCUGGUAGCCAGCUGUUCUCAAGUGUAUCUGAGACUAACCAUGCCACAGGGGAGUAUCGGCUUUCCAACCAGCUAGAUGGCAAUCUUGUGUUGUAUCCUGUUGAUGCAGUCGACCCUGAUAGCUCAUACUGGAAUACUGGCACCUAUGGCAAUGGCUACCUCCUCACGGUUGCUUUGGAUCCCAAUGGCACACUAUGGAUGUUCGACCAACAAACAUCAUAUACAAAUGUGUUGUUCCUCACAAACCAAUCUUCUAAAGCAGAUGUGUACUUCCAUCUGACAUUGGAUGCGGACGGUAUAUUGCGACUCUACUCCCAUGUGUUCUUUAGGCAGGGGGGAGCACCCAUGAUAGAAAUCAAAUGGCAAAAGCCUAGCAGUGAUCAGUGUGAUGUGAAAGGCGUUUGUGGUCCAAAUAGCUUCUGUCAUGAUCUGGAGAUGUCCACGGAUGGAUUUUCUAACAAGUUAGGAAGGGGCGCUUAUGGUACGGUGUUCAAAGGUGUCUUGACCAACAGUAACAAGGACAUCGCAGUGAAGAGGCUCGAGAGGAUGGCGGAAAAUGGGGAGAGAGAGUUCCAGCGGGAAGUGCGUGCAAUUGCACGAACACACCACCGUAACCUCGUGCGCUUUCUGGGAUUCUGCAACGAAGGCAUGCACCGCUUACUUGUGUAUGAGUAUUUGCCCAAUGGGUCCCUUGCGGACCUCCUGUUCAAGGCAGAUGCAGUGCCUAGUUGGAGCAGCAGGGUUGCGAUUGCGCUAGAUGUUGCAAGGGGGUUACAUUACCUUCAUGAGGAGAUAGAGGUCCCUAUAAUUCACUGUGAUAUUAAGCCAGAGAACAUACUCAUUGACAGCAGGGGGAUGGCAAAGAUAGCAGACUUUGGCCUGUCAACGCUACUAAUAGGGAACCAGACACAGACUUUCACCGGCGUGCGAGGUACACGUGGGUACCUUGCACCAGAAUGGAGCAAGAACAUGGCAAUCAGUGUGAAGGCGGACGUUUACAGCUACGGCGUCAUGCUUCUUGAGAUGAUAAGCUACAAGAAGAGCAUGGAACUGAAGCUGGCUGGUGAGGAAUGCAACAUUUCCGAGUGGGCCUACGAGUACGUGAUAUCUGGUGACUUGAAGAAUGUGGUGGCUGGGGAAUGUGUCGACGAGGUGGAGCUGGAAAGGAUGGUGAGGGUGGGCAUUUGGUGCACGCAGAAUCAGCCAGUGACCCAGCCUAGCAUGAAGAGCGUGGUUGAGAUGAUGGAAGGAAGCGCUGAAGUUCGGCGGCCUCCACCGCCUGCAUCAUUUUCACAGUCACUGAUGCGCUCUGGAAGCAGCUGA
This is a messenger RNA of Miscanthus lutarioriparius, 1800 nucleotides long. Lineage: Eukaryota; Viridiplantae; Streptophyta; Magnoliopsida; Poales; Poaceae. The record is from the annotation of a GenBank genome assembly.